Sebastes umbrosus (honeycomb rockfish) is the source of this 1250-nucleotide messenger RNA. Its product is annotated as RING-HC_RNF170 domain-containing protein. The transcript has 6 exons. The record is from RefSeq and is a predicted model, not a curated record. Bases 59 to 880 code for a protein of 273 amino acids. Gene Ontology annotation, molecular function: ubiquitin protein ligase activity; metal ion binding. NCBI's taxonomy places the organism in Eukaryota, Metazoa, Chordata, Actinopteri, Perciformes, Sebastidae.
ACUUCACUUCCUUCUGGGAGACAGUAACUACCUGUCAGCUGCUGCUUCUAGAUCAACUAUGCACCCGUACCACAGAUCCCAGUCCAGACCGGACCAUCUCCCCUCUGAAGGUCCAGUGGGUCAUGGCCACCUCGGGUCACCCAGAUCUCUGGUGUGCACACCUGAGCAGACAGCAUCGCCGUUAAUGAGCCGCCACAAGGACUCUACUCAGUCGUGUCCAUCCACAAGCCGAGACUGGCAUUGUCCAGUCUGCUUGCAGACGGCCAGCUUUCCAGUCCAGACCAACUGUGGGCAUUUAUUCUGUGCUCCCUGUCUGAUUGCCUACUGGAGACACGGGUCCUGGUUGGAUGCCAUCAGCUGCCCUCUCUGCAGACAGAAGGUCAGCGUGCUAUGUAACCUGUUCAAAGAGAGCCGAUCAGACCGACAGUCGAAGGAAGUUCUCGGGGAAAUCACAGACUACAACAAACGUUAUUCUGGAGCCCCGCGAAGGGUAACAGACUACCUAUGUGAUGCUCCCCUCCUCCUGCAGUUACUGGCCCGAGGCCUGGGCACCAUGGGAGGACUCGUGUGGCUGUUUUUCUUCAGGGUGGCCCUGUGCUGCGUGGGGACCGUGGUGUCCAUCUCCUCCCCUCCCCUGGACCCCGUCUCCUCAUCAUCAUCAGCAAAUCCCCUGGAAACAGACCCCUCCCUGUGUGGACUGCUGGGGGUGCUGGAUGACCUGGUGGUGGUCAUCCUGCUCCUUAUCUGCGUUAUCAACAUCAACCAGCAAAUGGCGCCAGAGAGAGGAGGAGGAGGAGGAGGAGGAGAAGAAGGAGGAGGAGGAGGAGGAGGAGGAGGACACUCUGCAACCUCACAAGGAGUGAUGGGGAGUUCACUGUAGACAGACGCUGCUGCUGCUGCUGCUGCUGGAGAGUCAGUACAAGCUGUUUCACUGGAUUUAUUCCUUCAGGCUGCAGCUAGUUGGAUUAGUGGAUGCAAGAAUAUUGACAACAGCACAGCGUGUUAACAGUCGCGAUGUUAGACGGACUCGAACCUCAGGCCUGUUUGUCAAGUGUUUACAGAGCCUACGCAAAAGUGAUAUCUAAAAUACAUUGUCCUGCAGUGUGGCGGUUCAGCUGGGGUCAGAAAUUCUUAUCUCUUAAAGGAACAGUGUGUAAUAUUUACGGGGAUCUAUUGGCAGACAUUGAAUAUAAUAUUAUUACAUUUUCUUUAGAGUAUGAUCACCUGAAAAUAAGAAUCGUUGUGUUUUC